Plasmopara halstedii is the source of this 672-nucleotide messenger RNA. Its product is annotated as protein syx-7. Gene Ontology annotation, cellular component: endomembrane system; SNARE complex; membrane. Gene Ontology annotation, biological process: vesicle fusion; vesicle-mediated transport; intracellular protein transport. Gene Ontology annotation, molecular function: SNARE binding; SNAP receptor activity. The coding region runs from base 1 to 672 and encodes 223 amino acids. The record is from RefSeq and is a predicted model, not a curated record. Lineage: Eukaryota; Oomycota; Peronosporomycetes; Peronosporales; Peronosporaceae. The transcript has a single exon.
AUGGAUGACGUUGAUGCAAGUUCCGUUCUCUCGACGCUCGAAGAUGCUAAGGUCUUAUUGGAAAAAUUACGUACGCUCACGAUUAGCAUUAGCGAAGCAGCAUCGAGUUCAACGCUUAAAAGUGAAAAGGACUACACUACAAGCGUAGUACCGCAGCUUGAUGAAGCUACACAAAUUUAUCAAUCUCUUGCUACAUUUUUGCGAGAACACAAGCGCGGAAAAGCUGAAGUGAGUGGAUUCCGUGAUGUCCAGCGAACAUUUGUCAAAGUGAUGCAGGACUUGCAAUCCUCUCAACGUCAAGCCGCUGCUCGUCGCGAGGCUCUAUGUGAUGCUGAUUUUCUAGCUGGAAAUGGAUCUGUUGCAAUAUCAGCACAGGAGAUUCAAACUGCGAAGGAAGAGGUGAUUGAAGCCGGUGAAAUUGCACAAGAAGCUGCAGCUGUAAAUGCACUAUUUCACCAAGUGGGGACGCUGAUUAAUGAACAAGGCCAUGGUGUGGACAUGAUUGUGACUAAAGUAGAAGCAGUACGAGUUGAAAUUGGUAAAGGUGUCGACGAAUUGAAGCAUGCACGUCAAUUACAGCGUGAAGCUCGACAAAAGUAUCUUUGGUGCCUUUGCCUGUUCGCAGUAGUUCUCGCUGUAAUUAUUGUUUCACUGGUCUUUGCGCUGAAGUGA